UGAACUCCCCCUUAGUUUGAGAGACACGGCUUUAAAGCGGUUUGGUAAAGGGAGGCAGGCGCCUUCUGACUGCGCGCUGUGUGAAGGAGGCGUAUCAUCACUCUCAGUCAUGAGGUUCCUCUAUUCGGGAGUGUUUUUAUUCAACCGAGGGGCUCAGCUGCUAUGAGACAAGAAAGAAGCCUUUAGAGAAACUUUUCACUCUAUUUGGAUACACCGACCGCUACACUGAGAGGUUACGACCAGCUCUGACGCACGUCGGAUUAGUAAAAUUGGGAGACUGCUUAAGAAGUUGCGUUGGGUUUAAAGGACUCAAGUUUUGCAAUGACCCUGUCACGAAGUUGUGUUUCUCAUAUGUGCGCUUUUAAAGGGCGCAUUGGAUUCCUAAAGUUCGCGUUGCUGGACGCGUCUCGGCGUGAUCCGUAGAGGGAUGAUGCGGGCACCAAAGGCACAUUCCCAAUGGUAUGUCUCUUGACUCUGUCCAGGAAUAUUUGUGCAGUUGUGGGAAUGCUUUUCCGUGGGAUCUGGACGCUCCGUCGGAGGUGUUGCACGGGUCCCCUUCUGCUUCUGGGGAUAGCACUGGGGCUCUUUUACCACACCUUGACUAUUGACCGUGACAGCAACGAGUUCAAGUCCAGUCAGCGGGACCAAAGGAACAAAUCAGUGGUGUUUGAUUAUAAACUACUACUCAAGCACCCAGAGAGGCUCAUAUCUCUUCUGGAAGCAUCACAGACUUAUAGCUUUGUGCAACAUUCUAAACGCAGCUGUGCGGGAAAAGCCAUUAUUCUAACAGGUCAGCAUGCUCCGACAGAUACAGAGGUUCAGUUGUAUCAGCGAGUUCUACAACAGCAGGGGUAUCGUGUGGAUCAAGCUCGCUUUGCUGAGACCAGUGUGACUCUCAGACAGGACAGAAGAGAUGGAAGAGACUGGUCUGUCUUGGUAUGUUUAAAAGGCUCUGAAAAAAGCUGCCUGCGAAAAAUCAACUUUGCCCGUCCUUACCACCACCAGAGGGUUAACAUUAUUCCAGCAUUUUCUGGAGCGUUUUUGGACAUGGGUGGUGUCUGCCGGUUUUUGACGGACAGCAAGUUGUCAGGAGUGACAUUACCCAUCCUCCCCUCUGCCUGCGCUCCUGGAACCCCAUACACUGCUGAAUAUGAACGGAUGCAGCCAGUUAUACGCAGCUAUUCAGACAAUCACGUCCUGAACACCACCGUGAAUAUUUACAUCCUGGUUACCUCGGCAAGCCCUUUAACAGCUUUUGUCCAUCACACAGCCUUGGUCAGAACUCACCUGGACAAAAAUAGUUAUGCUAAAGAGUUGCAGGUAUUCUUUAGAGAGAGACUGGGUUCUGUUGCCUCAAAGCAGGCCAGUGAACACAUGAAACACAUCAUCAUUGACAUCCUUAAAGCUGCUCUAUUAACCACACAGGAGAGCAACUCGCCCAGAUGUCAGCUGUGUUUUCAGUUAAUGACAUUCACUUUGCACUAUAAUGCCUCUCUUUAUCCAGUUGUGGUUAAGCUUCAGACUGAUCUACACUUUGAUGAAAUGAAGGACCCUGACUUUGAUGCACAGAUCACCAAAGAGUACAUGCUAGAGGAUGUGCUGAAACUGCUUUUCCCAGCAUGCAUCAGUGAGGCCAGAGAACCUACAGAAGAGAACCAACUGAAGCAGUACGGUGGCUGUGAGUGGCCAAACAGUUUGUGUUUGCCUCCAGAACACAUGCAUUUACUUCAGCAGUUUAAUCAACAUCUCAAGAGACCAGGGCCUUUUCAGCUGCUGUACCCUAUAUCUCCUCCGGAUCAUCUCCUCCGUGAUCUAAUCCAGAAGUCCCUAGGUGCUCAGGAUUAUGAAUGGAGACCAGCUCUCAUGGCCCUACUCCAACAGCUCAGCCUUUACUACACCAGAAGAAAUCAGACUGAGAGCAUGGUGGACCCAAAGAGCCUUGGACAUGGUGAGGCAAAACCAGAUCCGUCAGAUUCAUUGUCAAGAAAAGGGAGGUGUGUUGAUCCUCAUCUGAGACAGUUGUACACACAUCCGCCUAUGUUCCUUAUGCCAACAUUCAACCCAUGGGUGAAAGAAUAUCGAGCUGAGGUUCCGUUUGAUGUGAUCACUAUUCGGAUCAGACCACAACCAGUGAGCUCACAGUGCCACAUUCACCUGGAUGAACAUCGUGGACCAAAGAUGGCAAACUACCCAGUUGGCCUGGGCAACAACAGAAUCAACAUUCUGGUUAUGGACGAAUCAGAGGCUGAGCCCGUUGUCAUGACGAUAUACACUCUGCAUAUAUACCGCGAAAGCAGGCCCAGCCUGCCAAUGUUUGACGAGUAUGUGAUGUGCAGCUUCGUACAGGACUGUGGCCUGGUGGUCAGACCAGAUCAGCCCUGUGGUUUGGAGCCCGUUCUGGGGAUGAGAUCAUCAGAAGAGGCCCAGGCAUCACCUCGGCCUUGUGUGUCAGGAGAUGAGCCUGGUCGUUGGGUCGUUCCAUGCCUGAGCUGCUCGGACAAUAGGACCUGUGAUUGGAGAGAGGUUGACUGGCAACCAGACAGCUGUUACCACCCAUUGCUAGACCAACCUCAGUUGCAAACAUGCAUGAUGGAUAGGAAGGUCCUGUUCAUCGGUGACUCCACCAAUCGAGGGAUGAUGUACUACCUGAUUGAGAGAGUGAACACCACAUUAGAGGACUGGGACAAAGCCCACGACACCAUCAUCUAUCACAACCUGAAUCAGGGCCGAACUAUCAUCAGUUACUCAUAUUACCCACAAUUCUGGCUUCCAAAGGCCCAAAGGCCCACCUUCCAAAGAGCUCUGCAACAGCUUAUAGCGAGGUCACAACCCCUGGAGAAUUCUCCUCAGACAGUGCUGGUCGUUGGAGGGGUACAGUGGCUGAACCUGAACCAUCUGAGGACCAUUCAGCAGGUCUUAGAGAGGGAGGAUCUUCAGAACAUCAUGGUGGUGGUGAAGUCUUUAGGAAUGGGCUUUCAUUUACCUGUGGAUGGUAUUCGUUUCCUUCCCAUGAGUGGAGUGCAAGAACUCUAUAAUGUGAACAAGAAUAUUCUGAAAAGUGCCAAACAUCUUGGAUACGAGGUCAUUGACACGCUCAGCAUCACCAUGGGUCGAUACAAGGAGUUCCUGCAAGGACGGUGUGCCUGCCAUUUCCAUGAGGUCUAUAAGCUUCCAUUUCCCACUGCUGAUUCCCAAAGAAAGCUGAAGAUCUUGAGACAUGGUAAAGAGAGUGGACUCAGGGCCAAUGAGCCACCAGGGCUGCAACAGCAAGAGGAUCCAUUGUCUCAGCCCAAUGUGUCCUACCAUGUAAAGGGACCAGUAAACAAGAUCUACUCAGAGAUCCUACUGAGCAGGAUUUGUGUGAAUCGCGAUGUCAACAGGACCAUUCGCCAACAGUGACUAAUAGACAGUUAGCGGCUGGUGACGCUAAACUGAGUGUGUAUGAUUUUUGGGUUUUUUGCAGGUAUAUGUGUAUCCAGUGGGAAAGAGUGCCUCUGUAUGAUGAUCAGUUGUGAAUAUGUGUAUAUAUAUAUAUUUGAAGAAAAAUCAGUUAUAAAAAUGCAUUAAAGGGCUAAAGUGUCUUGAAAGCAUUCAUAGUGCACACAGAUUGGUCAAAAUGUAUUUAGCCAUAUGCUGGAUCAAAGAGGUACUGUAAAUUGGACAUGGAUGGGUUUGGUACUGUAGGUAUAUGUCUGUAUAUAUGUGUGUGUGUGUGUGUGUGUGUGUGUGUGUGUGUGUGUGUGUGUGUGUGAGAUCCAGAUGGAAACGAGUGGGGUUCAGUGAGACCCCUUGAAGCACAAACUCUUCUGCUAUGCUCAUGCAACGUUCCCACAGUGCUGGUACUACUGGAGCACGGGUCAAAAUGUUCCCAUUGUGUUUUGGAAAAUGUUUGCAGGUGCUGUGGAGUGCCUUUGAUGUCACGCUGCCCCACACUGUCACUUUUAUGGAAGCUUGAUGACAUUUUGAAAUCUAGCUUUUCACCCCCUUCAUUUACAUACCAGGUUCGUAAGUAUUUAUGAAGUAUUUUUAUACCAAAUGUCUAAUGAAGGAUAUUAUAUGUUAUAGUCUUAUGUUCUUCACAUAUAUUUCUACAUUUAUUUUUCUACCAGUGUUUUACCAUUGCCUUAAUAAUAAUCCAUGUAAAAUGUUAUAAAUGCUGUUUAUAACAAAAUAGGAUCUAUGUAUUUAUACCAUUACUGUAAGUUUUGAUGGUAAGCAUUUUUAUAUUGGUUCAGGGUUUAUUCUGAAUAGUUGGAAUGCUUGACAUGUUUCAUUUGUCCAUAAUUUACAUUAAACAGAAAAUAGUCUGGGGGGUGUGGGGGAGCUAAAAUUAUUUGAAAUAUCCCACAAAACUUCUGUUCCCACCAAUGGUUAGGCUGAAUUUUAGUAUGGGCAAGAAAGUUUUCCACAUGAAGUGAAAUGAAUACACAUGAAACAAUUUGUGUUGACCUGUGAAGAUUCCACAGUGCGGGGUAACUCAUAUUAUUCUAGUUAUUUUACAUCAAUUUAUAAGGAAUAUCUGGAGAGUUUAUGAAGGGCUACAUCAACAUGCAAUAUCACUACAAUUUUUAACCCAAUUAAAAUUAAUUUUUUCGUAAUUGUUUCUUGAAUUAAUGGAAUGUUUUUGUCCUUUAAGUGCACGUCGGAAUUUUGUUUGAAUUGAAGUGGGGAAAACGUUUUAAAUUGAUUUAAAUUGAAUUUGUUUUGAUUCGUUUUCUGUUGUAAGAAAAUGUGAGAAAUAUUUUUUCAGUUCAAGUUUUAGCUGAAAAUAAAACAUGCAGUUUACGACAAACACAAAUAGGCUGUUUCGCUGAAUAAAAUACCAUUUGCCUUCUAUUAAUUCUAUUCUUCUAUUAUUAUUUAUUUUAUAAUGAUUAGGCUAUAUAAUAAUUCACAUGGCUAAUUAUCACUUUAGAAGGAAACAGAUUUUUUUCUUUUCUCUUUAUUUUGAAUUUCUUUUCUUUUCUUUUUUUAAUUAGAUAAAUCGUACUGAAUAUUUUAAGUGUCUCUAAAAUCGAAACUACUUGAGAUAUUAAUAGCCUACUUUAUAGCUUCCUCUUGAGGAAAACAAGGGAAAAAAUAUCAAACAAAA
Messenger RNA from Myxocyprinus asiaticus (Chinese sucker), 5092 nucleotides. RefSeq names its product cadherin-like and PC-esterase domain-containing protein 1. The record is from RefSeq and is a predicted model, not a curated record. The transcript is spliced from 21 exons. Bases 457 to 3399 code for a protein of 980 amino acids. Lineage: Eukaryota; Metazoa; Chordata; Actinopteri; Cypriniformes; Catostomidae.